This is a messenger RNA of Erpetoichthys calabaricus (reedfish), 2737 nucleotides long. It is a transcript of the gene mad1l1, whose product is annotated as mitotic arrest deficient 1 like 1. The record is from RefSeq and is a predicted model, not a curated record. Lineage: Eukaryota; Metazoa; Chordata; Cladistia; Polypteriformes; Polypteridae. Gene Ontology annotation, biological process: mitotic spindle assembly checkpoint signaling; attachment of mitotic spindle microtubules to kinetochore. Gene Ontology annotation, cellular component: nuclear envelope; mitotic spindle; kinetochore. The transcript has 18 exons. Bases 92 to 2227 code for a protein of 711 amino acids.
GUUAGCGAGAGUUAUAUUUUUGGUAGAGGAGGGAGAUCCAAGCCGGGAAGAAGAGGUUUUUAUUAAACAGAAGGUAAUCAUAAUUACAGACAUGGAGAACAUGGAUGAUGAGACCACAGUUUUUUCUACUUUGAAAUCCUUUAACCUUUUCUUGUCUCAGAAGACUCCAAAACAAGACAGUGUGUUGGAAGGCAGCACUUUACAAUUCGUCUAUCAGCAAAGAAUGCAGCUGGAAGAGCAGGCAGACAAACUGCACUCUAAGUCACAACUUCUGCAAAUGGAUCAAGAAAAAAAGCAAAUGGAGCUUAGCCAUAAACGAGCUCGUAUUGAACUGGAGAAAGCAGCACAGAGCAGUGCCAUAGAUUUUGAGCGUGAAGCAGAUCGGAACCGUGAGCUGAUCUCUCGUAUUAAGAAGCUUGAGGAGAGAGAAAAUGAAAUGGAUCAGAAGCUAAAGGAGCAAAUGGAGCUUAAUCAGUCUUUCAGAAAGACGCUUGGGGAGCAGGGCAAAACAAUUCAAGAAAAAGAAUCUAAGCUUGCAGAAGCCAAUGAGACAAUAGGGGUUUUAAGAGCAGAUAUUUCAGAACUACAACGCAAACUCAAAAGCCAGGAGAUGCAGCUGAUAAUAGAGGAAACAGAACGACAAGGACUUCAGGAACAAGUUGAGGUGUUGCAAAAAAAAUGUCAAGAAGUAUCUGUGAAAAGUCGAAUGCUUCAGGAGUGCCAGUCUGAGAUUUUAAAAAAUGAUCUCAAAAUUAAGGAGUUGGAGAAGACAUUGGCCUUACAGGAGCAAGACUCUGUGAUUGUGAAAAACAUGAGGUCUGAGCUGGCACAACUCCCAGAUAUGGAACAAGAACUGAAAAAAUUAAGACAAGAAAAUGCCUACCUCAGAGACAUAAUGGAUAACAAUGGUUUGCUAAAAGAGGAAGUGGAAGGCAUGAGGCGGAAACUGGAACGUUCUGAAAAGAUAAAGGAAGAAAUGAUAGCUUUGGAGCUUAAGAAUGAAAAACUAGUUGCCAAACUUCAAGCUUGGGAGGAUCUGGAACAAGCUACAGGAUUGGGCAUCAGAACACCAGAUGAUUUCUCCAGAGUAAUCCUUGAGAUUCAACAGAGAGAGCUAGACCUGAAACAACAAAACUAUUCUGUCACAAGCAGUGCACGGGCUUUAGAAAAAGCCCGUCAGCAGCUUCAGACAGAAGUGGUGCAGCUGCGUGCAAAGAUUCUUGAAGGACAAAAGACACAAGAAAAUCAGGAUGCACAAGUUCGACGGUUACAAAGACGCAUCUUUCUGCUUACAAAGGAGCGGGAUGGAAUAAAAGCCAUCUUGGAAUCUUAUGACAGUGAGCUGACUACUGCAUAUUCAACUCAACUUAGCCAGCGGGUUAAGGAAGCAGAGGAAAUGCUUCAAAAAGUUCAAGCUCACAACUCUGAGAUGGAGGCUCAGCUUUCUAAGGCUCAAGAAGAGGCGGUGACUUACAAAUUUCAAGCUGAGACUGUACAAGCUGAGAUGAAUCUGUUGAAGAGCCAAGCUGCUACAGCAGAAACCAGUGCUUCUGUUACUAGCGAGGAGGCAAAUUUCCUCAGACAAAAGAUUGAAGAGCUAGAGGCAGAACGCAGCCGUCUCGAAGAGCAGAAUAAUGUAUUGGAGAUGAGACUGGAGAGGCAUAACCUUCAGGGUGACUAUGACCCAACCAAAACAAAAGUAAUCCACUUCAAGAUGAACCCUUCUAGUGUGGCUAAGCAACAGCGUGUUGAAGACAUCCAGCAGCUGCGAGAGGAAUGUGAGCGCCUAAGAGAACAUAUUCGGACUGCACAGGCAUUGGGAACUCUUCCCAAGGAUGAGACUGCUUUGACUCUUCCACCCCCCCAGGAAGUCAUAGCGCUUCGGAAACAAAUAGAAAGUUCUGAGCUGAUGAACCAGCGUCUGAAGGAGAUUUUUCAGAAGAAAAUUCAAGAAUUCCGAACAGUGUGCUACACGCUGACUGGGUACCAAAUUGAUUUCACAACAGAAAACCAGUAUCGUCUUAUCUCCAUGUAUGCUGAAAACACUGAUGAUUGUCUUUUGUUCAAGGCCAACAGUCCAAACGGAGGAAACAUGCAGCUGUUGGAGACGAAUUUCUCCCGCUCUCUGACCGAACUGAUUGAGCUACACCUCUUCCACCAGAACAGCAUCCCAGCAUUCCUCAGUGCGGUGACCCUUGACCUUUUCAGUCGCCAGACUUUUGCAUAGGCCUGCUGCCCUUCUUCCUGGGAGGCAUUGAAAUGCAGUGGUGAUUCAGCAGAGGCCAUAUUUGUUAUUUUUUCACUACUUGCAGUUAAGGCCAUGUUUAUACUCGUAUGUUUUGUUCUUUUUCUCCCUGUUACAUCUAUAAAUGUGAUCAAAUGAGCCUUUUAUUACAUUUAGGCCCAGAUUUCUCUUAAUGCUGUAAUUAUCAUGUUGAGAAAGAGCAGGGACAGUUUUUCUAACAUUUUGCAGUUUAAUCUGUUUUUUCUGUUGCCAAGUAAUUAUGGAGUUAAAUGAAUUGUUUAAGAUUAUGCAUUUUACCUAUUAUAUAUUACUGUGUGUAAUUCCAUUUGAAUAAAUAACUGGAAAGAAAGGAAGGACACCAAUAUUUGAAAGUAGUGGUGGGGGAAGGUUUGUUGUGUUCAAAUGAGUAGCUUCUAAGAAAUUAAGAAAAAAAAUCCUUCCUGUCUUUCAUUUUGUUAUUUUGGGCUUCAUAAUUAUUAAUCAUUGGUAUUU